Papilio xuthus (Asian swallowtail) is the source of this 279-nucleotide messenger RNA. Its product is annotated as ATP synthase membrane subunit K, mitochondrial. Gene Ontology annotation, cellular component: proton-transporting ATP synthase complex. The transcript is spliced from 3 exons. NCBI's taxonomy places the organism in Eukaryota, Metazoa, Arthropoda, Insecta, Lepidoptera, Papilionidae. Bases 102 to 260 code for a protein of 52 amino acids. The record is from RefSeq and is a predicted model, not a curated record.
AAACGAAACGUUUUUCAUCUGUCAAAUGACAAGUUAUAUCUUUCCCUCUUCAACAAUUGAUUGAGGUUGUAAUUACAUAAGGCUCAAAAUUUACUAUCAGAAUGGCCGGAGAUUCUGUCGAUGAUUCCCAAUUAAAGGGAUUAUCCAAGUAUUUUAACAGCCAGACUAACAGGGGGAGAGCUAAUACUGCUAAAGCAACAUAUGCAGUUUUCGGUGCUCUUAUAUUAUACUUCACCUUAAAACCGAAAUCCAAGAAGUAAUCAAUGAACUGCUAAAUUU